This is a messenger RNA of Mandrillus leucophaeus (drill), 1439 nucleotides long. RefSeq names its product glutamate-rich 1 (gene ERICH1). The coding region runs from base 69 to 1304 and encodes 411 amino acids. The transcript is spliced from 6 exons. The record is from RefSeq and is a predicted model, not a curated record. NCBI's taxonomy places the organism in Eukaryota, Metazoa, Chordata, Mammalia, Primates, Cercopithecidae.
GCGGAAUCCGGAAGGCAGGGCGCUUAGGUCGGGCCCGAGAGCGGUGGACUGAGGUCCGCGGCCGGGUCAUGGCGGCGCACAGGAAGCACGUGUUUGUUGAGAAGGUGCUGCAGAGACUUUUUCCUGGUGUUCCAAGUGGCCAAGGAAAGAGGGAACCCCAGACGCUGGCUGUCCAAAGUCCACCAAAGAAAGUGAUCUCUGAGAAAGUGAGUCGGAAACAUGCUCAGCCUUUGACAGACGCUAGCUCUGAGACCCCGACUGCCAGACGGCUCUACACCGCCAGUGGGCCUCCCGAGGGCUACGUCCCCUGUUGGCCCGAGCCCAGCAGCUGUGGGAGCCCCGAGCACGCCUCCAGCGGGGACGACACAGAAGAUCAGGAUCCUCAUGACCAGCCAAAGAGAAGAAGAAUUAGGAAGCAUAAGUCAAAGAAAAAAUUUAAAAAUCCCAACAGUGUUCUUGUAGAACAAGCAGAAUUAGAGAAACAGCAGAGUCUGUUACAGGAGAAAUUUCAGCGACAGCACACAGAUGGGCCCACGAUAAGCAAAAAUAAAAAAAGGAAACUGAAAAAGAAACAGCAAAUUAAAAGGAAGAAAGCAGCCGGCUUGGCAACAAAGGCUGCUGGUGUCAGCUUCAUGUACCAGCCGGAGGACAGCAGCAGUGAAGGGGAAGGCAUGGGAGAGGCUGGUGAGCCGGGAGGUGCGGACGCCAGCGAGGAAGACCCGACACCGGCCGGGGAGGAAGACAUUAAAGACGCCGGGGAGGAGGGAGGUGCGGACUCCUGGGAGGAAGACCCAACACCGGCUGGGGAGGAAGACGUAAAAGACGCCGGGGAGGAGGACGGUGCGGACUCUGGGAAGGAAGACCCAACACUGGCCAGGGAGGAGGACGGCGCCGACGCCAGCGAGGAAGACCCGACACCGGCCGGGGAGGACGAUGGUGCGGACGCCGGGGAGGAAGAUGAUACAGUUACCAAUGAAAAGGCAGAUAGUGUUCUAAAUUUUUUGAAGUCAACACAGGAAAUGUAUUUUUAUGACGGUGUCUCCAGAGAUGCAGCUUCAGCCGCCCUCGCCGAUGCCACUGAGGAACUGCUGGACCGUCUUGCGUCACACAGCAUGCCGCCCUCAGACGUGUCCGUCCUGCACCACCUGAAAACACUGCUGCUUCUGCAAGAUACUGAGAGAUUGAAGCGCGCUCUGGAAAUGUUCUCACAACAUUGCACGAUGCCUCCUGACCAUGCCAGAGUAAUCUCAGCUUUCUUUAGUUACUGGAUCACACAUGUCCUCCCUGAGAAGAGCAGUGACUAAAAUGGAAUAUCUCUUUAAGAAGAGCUCCUCUUUAAUAAAAAACAUGAAAGACAAAUGUGAAAUGGGCCUAGAGUUAGUUCUCUGGGAACUCGAAGGACGUUUCUAUUAUUUAUUCCCGUGUUGUUCCUGAUGGGC